UCAUUAAGUUAAUUUAUGUGGAUUGCGCAUGGAAGGAUGUCCUUAUGAAAUGUCCAAUAACACGACACGACUUAUAACGUCCAUCUGCAUAUACCUUGUGGUAUGUCAUUGUCAUUACAAUUUAUAAAUGUCACUAAAAAUGAGCUAAAUUUACGACACGAUUGAGCAAAAGCAUAGCAAAAGUUAUAGAAAUGCACAAAAGAGACGAUGAGAAUGGUAUUUGAAUGCCAUGAUGCCCCAUAACCCUUUCACGCAAUAAUGUUUUUGAGAUCUCUCCUCUCUGAAUCUCAACCUGCUAAAUGUAUGCCACGUACACGUCCACACAUUCACGUUGAAAUCGCUUCAACAAUACAAUAGGACACUUUAUAAUUUUAAAUCUAAGCAUAAAACCUAACGGAAAUUUACAUCUUCGCCUCAACUUUAAACCAUCAAAUCAAAGUAAAAAUAAUAAUUUGUAGUUGUUGUAACUUGUGUAAAAUUGUGCAAUUGAUUGAUAUUGUACUUUUUAUAUCAAUAUUGCUUGAUUGAGGGUGAAAGUAGUGUCGUUCGUGAAGGGAUAGCAAUGUUAAGCUAAAAUCCAACCAAACUUUAAAUCCUUGUCCUCCAGUCGGUUUAAGUCGUCGUGCAUAGUGUGGCAAUAAGUAAUCUGUAAUCUUAACUUUUCACCAUUUUUAAUACUUCCACUCUGUCGGAGGUUAAGUCUCUGUAUGUAAUUAGUUAGAGCUUAAGUGCUAAAAACGUCCAUGAUGCAGUACUCAUCGUCUUCUUAUCACUACUCUUCCUCACUGAGGAGGAGGGUGAGACUCUGUUUCGCCUUUGUGGUCGUAGUGGCCGUGUUGAAGGGGGCGGAGGGUCAAAGGGUCGCCCCAGGAGUGCCACCACAACAUUACAACCAGCACGAUCCCAACCAACAGUUUCAACAUCAGCAACAACAGUUCCAACAGCAACAAGGGUUUGGUCAGGGUCAUCCUCCACCUCCUCAACAACAGCACCACCAACAACAACAAUUCCAGCAACCCCCCGCACCUGGUGUCCCUCCACAACAGUUCCAACAACAGCAGCACGUUCCACACCAGCAAGUCCCAAUUCAACAACAAGGUCAUGGUGCACCUCCGCCCCAACAACACCAGCAACAACAAGUCGCGGCGAGUGGAGGUCACGGACAUGAGCAUGGAGGUCAAGCUCCAUUCUCAGGUCAUGGUCAACCACUUCUGGACACUUCUAAUAUUGGACAAGAGAGACAGCAUAUUCAAGAGCACAUGGAUGUACCCAUCGACACAUCACAAAUGAGCGAGCAAGAGUUACAAUUUCACUAUUUCAAGAUGCAUGACGCCGAUAAUAAUAAUAAGCUCGACGGUUGUGAACUAGUGAAAAGUUUGAUUCAUUGGCACGAUGCGUCAAAUCACGACCAUCGUGGAGGAACGCCCGUGCCCGAGCCUAAAGUAUUCAGUGAUGAAGAAUUGAUAAAUAUGAUCGAUCCCAUACUCAAAAACGAUGAUAAGAACGGUGAUGGGUUUAUCGAUUAUGCCGAAUUUUCAUUGGCACAAGCACAGGCGCAAAAAAACGCUCAGCAGCCGAAACCCCACUAAAAACUGGAAAUAUGGCAAGAACUGAAAAAAUCGACUGAACCAUGCAAAUGACGACGCUGGACGAUCGGAUAUAAAAUUGAUUAUUAUGACAUUUCCUUCAACGAUUCCUAUUUUAAUUAAUUACCGUUUCUUUGAAACCUUUUAUCAUCCUGCAUUUUAACUAACUUACGACUUUUAUCAAGUUUGACAUUUAAAAAAUUUGAAAUAUAGUAUUUUUUUAAUUGGAUGAAAAUUAUGUGGAGUUGGUAAAUAAUAAAUUAUCAUUACGAGGGUGCUUUUUAUAACAUGC
Molecule: messenger RNA, 1878 nt
Organism: Folsomia candida
Lineage: Eukaryota; Metazoa; Arthropoda; Collembola; Entomobryomorpha; Isotomidae
Product: G-box-binding factor
Exons: 7
Coding region: 744-1589 (281 amino acids)
Molecular function (GO): calcium ion binding
Source: RefSeq, a predicted model, not a curated record